Molecule: messenger RNA, 1036 nt
Organism: Aspergillus candidus
Lineage: Eukaryota; Fungi; Ascomycota; Eurotiomycetes; Eurotiales; Aspergillaceae
Product: gamma-glutamylcyclotransferase family protein
Exons: 2
Coding region: 351-938 (195 amino acids)
Source: RefSeq, a predicted model, not a curated record
CAUUGCAAUAACCACCAGUGUAAGACUGGCAUGAAACCCUUAUUAAUACUCUAGAAAACCAAAUCAACCUGAAUACCUCUCCUUAAACAUAUACUCCCUGACAUGAACAAGUACCGAAUCGGUCAGUAACCAAGCCGUAUUACUGGAGAGUAUAUGAACCUGUUCGAGAUCUAACUUUGACAAAUUUAUUGCGGCAGGUCUGGGGGCUUGGCGGGGGCUACAUCAUACACGCACUGGGCAACAAUAGAACACAAACCACCAAGUUGGGAGACCGAAGCUUCUAUCCAGUUUACCAUCCCUCAACUCUCACCUCCGUCUCAUAGACCCCCUGUUGAUGGUCAACCGAAGAAAUGUCCGAAAACCAAAGAGACGAGGGAGCCGCUGGCUCUGCCCCCCCUCCUCCUCCUCCGCCCGAAGAUCCAAGCUCUAAAGUCUCCCCGUUCAUCAUGAAACUGAGGUCUGCUUCGCCUGACUAUUUCUUCCAGCCCGAAAGGCCACCGCCUUGGACAGAUCCGUUUGCUGCGCCGACCGGCCCUUAUUUCUUCUACGGCACCCUGUCCAAUCCCUCUAUGCUCCGUGAUGUCCUUGGCUUAGAAACCGAGCCCCAACUUCGAUCCGCCGCCAUUACAGGCUACGAGUGCAAGCUAUGGGGCCAGUAUCCAGCGCUCCUCGAUGCCCCUGAAAAAGUUGUUCGUGGCGCUGUCUAUCAUGUCCAGGCGGAGGAGCAUGGGGAGAGGCUUGCCAGCUAUGAGACGGACAACUAUCGGGCCGAUCCGUGCCGCAUCAACUAUACCGACGGGAAUAAGCCUGUGGAUGACUUUGGUUAUGUGUUCAAAUUUGUCGGCAAUGUUAGAGACUUGAAUGACGGCAACUUUGAUCUGGGGACUUGGUUAAGGAGGUCGAAGAGGGUAGAAGAGGACGCAUCAGGUGUUAAGUAGGUUGCAGGCAAGAAAGUCAUGUACCUUGACUCCUACAACCAUAAAGCAUCACGUUAUAAUGAGGCAGCAUAUACAGUUGUUCCUGAAAUCGAAGUAUA